Parastagonospora nodorum SN15 is the source of this 573-nucleotide messenger RNA. RefSeq lists its product as hypothetical. The record is from RefSeq and is a predicted model, not a curated record. The transcript is spliced from 2 exons. Bases 1 to 573 code for a protein of 190 amino acids. NCBI's taxonomy places the organism in Eukaryota, Fungi, Ascomycota, Dothideomycetes, Pleosporales, Phaeosphaeriaceae.
AUGGCUGUCCCUAACCGCGGCCCGGACACAGAAUUAUCACCGCGCCUUCACCUCGCCUCGGCUAUCCGCGCCGAUGCCGCUCUUAGUGCAACACGUUGGGACGGGGUCUACGGCGGCGAGCGCCUGUCGCAAUCCCAUUCGAUACACGACGCUCUCGGUCAUGAUGGCAUGUUCGCCGUCAUAUACGAUGUGCACGACUCUGCCACUCCAAUUGCGUGCGCAGCUGCGAAGCGCUGGGAGAGCGAUCUAGAUGACUACAGUGCCGCCGAUGAAGAUGGUUGGGAGAUUUUGAUGGUCGCGACGCGGGUGGGAUGGAUGCGACGAGGGCUUGCAGGACGAUGUGUUGACGCGCUGGUUGCGAAGCUGAUCAGCCAGACACGUGAGGACGAAGCGCGUGAAGACGGCCAUGCGAAGGUGAAGAUAUGGAUUCACGCGGUCGAGGACUUGAACGGGGCAUAUUGGCAGAAAAAAGGAUGGGCGGUCAUAAGAGCGUACGAAAAGCCAGCUGGUCACUGGGGCUCGAUCUUGGGGUAUCGGCUUUUGGUGAUGCUACGGGAGUUCGGCCUGCGUUGA